GGGUGGGACUGAAGGAGGCUAACUUGACAGCAACGCUUCUUUCUUAGCUAGUCACCGGCCCCUGCCUCAGAAUGCCUGCCUGUGUCUAGCCACCACCGAGGUAGCUCUCCCACAGUCCCCAGGGGCCGCCCCAGCUUCCAAUAGCUAAGGAGGAGCCAUCCCAAGCCAUGAGCCCUGGUGGGAGUUUGCCAAGGGGCAAGUGGCCUGGAGUCCUCACGCUCCUUCUGCAGCUCCAGAGGGAGAGGUGAGCGCAGGGCAGCCCGCCCCAAUCAGAGGUGCCGGGACGGGCCUGUCAUGGUGGCCGCCUGCAGCCAGCCUAAGGCACUCCCAGUCGGGAUUGCAGCUGAGCCUGAUUAUCUAGAGUGGGAAGAAGAUGGGGAGUUACUUGUCCGUUCCGGCUUACUUCACCUCCAGAGACCCCUUUCGGUGUUCAGAAUGUCAGGAUUCCCUCACCAACUGGUACUACGAGAAAGAUGGGAAACUGUACUGCCACAAAGACUACUGGGGGAAGUUUGGAGAGUUCUGCCACGGGUGUUCCCUGCUCAUGACAGGGCCGGUCAUGGUGGCUGGGGAGUUUAAGUACCACCCAGAGUGCUUUGCCUGUAUGAGCUGCAAGGUGAUCAUUGAGGAUGGGGAUGCAUAUGCCCUGGUACAGCAUGCCAUGCUUUACUGUGGGAAGUGCCACAAUGAAGUGGUGCUGGCACCUAUGUUUGAGAGGCUCUCCACCGAAUCUGUUCAGGACCAGCUGCCCUACUCUGUCACACUCAUCUCCAUGCCAGCCACCACCGAGGGCCGACGGGGCUUCUCCGUGUCUGUGGACAGUGUCUGCUCCAACUACGCUACCACUGUGCAAGUAAAAGAGGUAAAUCGGAUGCACAUUAGUCCCAACAACCGUAACGCCAUUCACCCUGGGGACCGCAUCCUGGAGAUCAACGGGACCCCUGUCCGCACUCUCCGAGUAGAGGAGGUGGAAGAUGCAAUUAGCCAGACCAGCCAGACACUUCAGCUGUUAAUUGAACAUGACCCCGUCCCCCAGCGCCUGGACCAGCUGCGGCUAGAUGCCCGGCUCUCUCCCCACAUGCAGAAUGCCGGACAAUCGCACACCCUCAGCACUCUGGACACCAAGGAGAAUCUGGAGGGAACACUGAGGAGACGCUCCCUGAGGCGCAGUAACAGCAUCUCCAAGUCCCCUGGCCCCAGCUCCCCCAAAGAGCCCCUGCUUCUCAGCCGAGACAUCAGCCGCUCAGAGUCCCUCCGCUGCUCCAGCAGCUACUCCCAACAGAUCUUCCGGCCAUGUGACCUGAUCCAUGGGGAGGUCCUGGGGAAGGGCUUCUUUGGGCAGGCCAUCAAGGUGACACACAAGGCCACGGGCAAAGUGAUGGUCAUGAAGGAGUUAAUUCGAUGUGAUGAAGAGACACAGAAGACUUUCCUGACUGAGGUGAAAGUGAUGCGUAGCCUGGACCAUCCCAAUGUGCUCAAGUUCAUUGGUGUCCUAUAUAAGGACAAGAAGCUGAACCUGCUGACAGAGUACAUCGAGGGGGGUACCUUGAAGGACUUCCUGCGCAGUGUGGACCCGUUCCCCUGGCAACAGAAGGUCAGGUUCGCCAAAGGCAUCGCUUCAGGAAUGGCCUAUUUGCACUCCAUGUGCAUCAUCCACCGGGAUCUGAACUCACACAACUGCCUCAUCAAGUUGGACAAGACUGUAGUGGUGGCAGAUUUUGGGUUGUCACGGCUCAUAGUGGAAGAGAGGAAAAGGCCCCCAGUGGAGAAGGCCACCACGAAGAAGCGCACCUUACGCAAGAAUGACCGCAAGAAGCGUUACACGGUGGUGGGAAACCCCUACUGGAUGGCUCCUGAGAUGCUGAAUGGAAAGAGCUACGAUGAAACCGUGGAUGUCUUCUCUUUCGGGAUUGUACUCUGUGAGAUCAUUGGGCAGGUAUAUGCAGAUCCUGAUUGCUUACCCCGCACACUGGACUUUGGCCUCAACGUGAAGCUUUUCUGGGAGAAGUUUGUCCCAACAGACUGUCCUCCUGCCUUCUUCCCCUUGGCCGCUAUCUGCUGCAAACUGGAGCCUGAGAGCCGACCAGCAUUUUCCAAACUGGAGGACUCCUUUGAGGCCCUCUCCCUGUACCUAGGAGAGCUGGGCAUCCCACUGCCCGCAGAGCUGGAAGAGCUGGACCACACUGUGAGCCUGCAAUACGGCCUGACCCGGGACUCACCCCCCUAACCCUGGCCCAGCCCCCUGCAGGGGGGCCUUCCACAGCCAGCAUUGCCCCCUCUGCGCCCUGGCCCUGCUUGUGAACAGGGCUUUCCCGGGCUUCCUGUGUUCCUGUGGAUUGGUGGCACAUUCCAAGGCACAAUGAGCCAUCCCUACUACCUCCCCAGGAGGCGAGCGGGCGCAGCGCCAGCAAAAUGUAUCUCCCCCCGACAUUUGGGUGGCCUGGUUACUGUUGAUAAAUCCAACACUCACCUGAAAGCUGUGAAGAUAUAAACUACGAACCUGAACUCGGGGGCCAGGAGGAAUCUGUUACUUGGCCCUACCUGGGACCCCUGGCUUACACUAAUCAACGUGACCUGGGCCUGCUGGGCAGGACCCCGGGGGAGCCUGCCUGUAGCCUCUAAUGACUGGUUUAGCGGGACUUCAGUUGGGAUUGUGGCCAAGAGAAAGACUGGUGACCCACUUGCACUCAAGAAGUUUCAAUGACAGUCGAUCCCACUUCCCGGAGCAGAGGUGGAGGGAAUAGGUUUUGAAGCCUCUUAGUGUAUAGUGGGACCCACCAGCAAUCGAGGCUGUUUAUCCACUUGCCUGGGGGUGGCUCCAGCCAGCCCAGGGACCACACCAAUGUGAGCAGGAAGUUUGCACUUCGCCUUCUCAGCCUCUACUGGAGAUCAGCCAGAACUAGGCGACAUCUUCUUUUGUCUCAACAAGAAGAUGGGAAGAAAGAGGCUCUGCCUUCUAAAAAUAGCAUCUUCUAGCUGCUGCCACUCAUACUCUGAUGGGCUUAGCCAAAAGGCCGAAAUACUGCCUAGAGCUAGAUGGAAUCUGCGGACUGUGGCCUGUUGCAGGCCUAGGUUCUAAGGGAAAGGAGGCUCAGAAAUCUCUUGCCCACCUCCCUGUAGCAGCCACUGCUCAUCCUCCAACACACCUGCUCUAGACAGCAACAUGGAUUGAGAAAACGUGGUGAGACAGAGUCCCAGAGCCGAGGGGCUGAAAGGGAACAGCUCCCUGAGCUGGACCACUGGCUUCUACCUCCCUUGUUAGCUGGCCCAGCUCAUAGCUCCUGGCUUACAGACUUCUGAGCCACACCUCGGGGCCACGGGCAUUGGAAAACCUGGGGACGCUUCCCACCUUGAUCCCCAGACCUCCAGAGACUCCAUAGGACACCUCAAUUUGCCUAAAUGUCUCUGGGAUUACACCCUAUUUAACAAAUUGGGAAUGGGUUCGGGUUAUAAAUGCAAUGUGUGGUGGUUGUAUUGGGGGGAGGUGGGGGAGUGAUCCGGGAGAAUGGUUGCUGUUAAUAUUACCUUCUUAUAUCUAUUGGGUGGUAUGUGAAAUAUUGUACAUAGACUGGAUGAGUUAUGAAGUGGGUGGUUAUCUCUGGCCAGAGUUUACUUGCUGUGUAGCCUGUACUUACAUGUGGACUUUGCACGCUUGCUGUAGGGUUGAAUCCUAGGCUCCUGGCAACAGCAUGGUUCAGCAUCCUGUGGCUGCUUGUGUUUCAGCUGUCCCCAGCAAGCGUGGGAGUGGCAGGCCCGAGCCCGGCUAUUGAUUAGACUAAAUAAAUUAAGCAGUUAACA
Messenger RNA from Dipodomys spectabilis (banner-tailed kangaroo rat), 3798 nucleotides. It is a transcript of the gene Limk2, whose product is annotated as LIM domain kinase 2. NCBI's taxonomy places the organism in Eukaryota, Metazoa, Chordata, Mammalia, Rodentia, Heteromyidae. Gene Ontology annotation, biological process: protein phosphorylation; actin cytoskeleton organization. Bases 374 to 2227 code for a protein of 617 amino acids. Gene Ontology annotation, molecular function: protein serine/threonine kinase activity; ATP binding; protein binding. Gene Ontology annotation, cellular component: cytoplasm; nucleus. The transcript has 15 exons. The record is from RefSeq and is a predicted model, not a curated record.